AGAAGUUCCGGGUAGGCGUGGACCAUUCUUCAAAAUAACGAAAGCGUUAGAACUGUGCUGUCAAGACGAUAACCGUUGUAUGUAUUACUACAGCCCGACUCAGAUUAAGUCCGAGGCCAGUAACAUCAACAGUGAGGACAAACCCAGCCUGCCUCUCUCCUUUCACACUGAGUCCAAACGUACAGUCACUGGGUCCUGAUUUUGACAGUUGAGCCCAGUUUGCACUGCAGGAUCCAGAGAUGGCAUCAGUGAAGCUGGAAGACUGCAGUCAAACGCUAGAUCUGGAUGUCAACAUUAAAGAUGAAGAGGAGGAGGAGAAGAUUGGGAAAUCUGUUUCUCAUGGUGACGUUGAGACAUUCUCUACAUCCAGAAAGCAGCAGGAAGAUCACAGAGCUAAGACGUCUCACCACUGCCCACAUUGUGAGGAGAUUUUCCCAAUGCUAUCAAAGCUAAAAAUACACCUGAAAAUACACACAGGAGAGAAUCUGUAUUCCUGCACUGACUGUGGGAAGAGCUUCACAACAUCAAGGGCUCUGACAGUUCAUCAGAGAUGGCACACGGGAUUGAAGUCUUUCCCCUGCUCUGACUGUGAAAAGAGUUUCUCCCGAUUGGAUAAGUUAAAUAGGCACCAACUAAUACACACAGGAGAAAAGUCUUACUUCUGCUCUGACUGUGGGAAUUGUUUCGCCCAAUUUAAUACCUUAAAAUCUCACCAGCGUAUGCACACAGGAGAGAAGCCUUACUCCUGCUCUGACUGUGGGAAGAGUUUCUCUCAACUGGGAAGCUUACAAACACACCAGCGUAUUCAUACGGGAGAGAAGCCUUACUCCUGUUCUGACUGUGGGAAGAGCUUUAGAACAUCAGGGGCUCUGACAGUUCAUCAGAGCGUGCACACUGGAGAGAAGCCUUACUCCUGCUCUGACUGUGGGUGCAGAUUCUCUCAACGGAGAAACUUAAAAAACCACCAACAUAUACACACAGGAGAGAAGCCUUACUCUUGCUCUGACUGUGUAAAAUGCUUCACAACAUCAUAUGAGCUAACAGUUCACCGGAGAACACACACAGGAGAGAAUCCUUACUUCUGCUCUGACUGUGGGAAGAGUUUCUCCCUAUUGGAUACCUUAAUCAAACAUGAACGUAUACAUACAGGAGAAAAGCCUUACUCCUGCUCUGACUGUGGGAAGAGUUUCUCUCAACAGAGUAACUUAAAAAGACACCAACGUUCACAUACAGGAGAAAAGCCUUACUCCUGCUCAGACUGUGAAAAGAGUUUUUCCCAAUUGGAUAAGUUAAAUAGUCACAAGCGAAUACAUACAGGAGAGAAGCCUUACUCGUGCUCUGACUGUGGGCAAAAUUUCUCUCAACACAGCAGCUUAAAGAAACACCAACGUAUACACACAGGAGAAAAGCCUUACUUCUGCUCUGACUGUGGAAAAUGCUUCACAACAUCAUCUGAGCUAACAGUUCACCAGCGAACACACACAGGAGAGAAGCCUUACUUCUGCUCUGACUGUGGAAAAUGCUUCAAAACAUCAUCUGAGGUAACAGUUCACCAGAGAACGCACACAGGAGAAAAGCCUUACUCCUGCGCUGAAUGUGGGAAGAGUUUCUCUCAACAGAGCAACUUAAAAAAACACCAAUGUUUACAUGCAGGAGAAAAGCCUCACUUCUGCUCUGACUGUGGGAAUUGUUUUACCCAAUUAUAUACCUUAACAUGUCACAAGCGUAUACAUACAGGAGAGAAGCCUUACUCCUGCUCUGACUGUGGGAAAAAAUUCUCUCAACACAGCAGCUUAAAGAAACACCAACGUAUACAUAAAGGAGAAAAGCCUCAUCAGUUCUCUCAGACCAGCUAAGAUUAAAGUCCAUCACUUAAUUCUCAUGUCAUAAAGUAAGUGGUAACACUGAAUUGGAUCCUAUUGUUUCUCACUGUGAGAACUGUGCAGAGGAAAUGGAGAAUGUUAGCCUCUCUUUACUAAUCAGUGGACACCUUGUCAGUUUUGGUGUGUUUUGUUAGCUUCUACUGUAAAGAUAUUGAGAUGACCUUGGAUUUGUCCUUAAGGUUGAAUAACCUCUGCGGUUUCUCUUGUUGAAAAUACGGAGUCUGACGGUUGACCUGGUGGUACUGCUUCCCUCUGCAGUUCUCUGUGGGAAUAAGCUAGUAGACACAACAUGUAUCAGAUAGAGAUGGUGUGAGGAUCAGUUUUCACCUUUUGUUUGGGUGGAUAUAUAUUUUUUGACUACUAAGGGACUGUAAGGUAUUUAUAAUAAGGGAUACCUGGAGAAAAUCAUAUCUCUCUGAAAUGGAAAUGGAUGGCCCUCCCUUCAGUUAAAUAUAUUUUUACCCGACCCUCCCUGAACACUUGACAACAACAAAAACAAGUGACCCUUGUCGUGGACAUUUCCUUAAUUACCAACUGAUGAGAGAGCAAAUCACACAUGAGUCAGAGUUAUGCUUAAUCUUCACCUUUAAUAAUAAUUAAGCUUUUGCAAUAGCAUUUUGACUUUCAACAGUUCACUAUCUCUAAUGAAAAGUUGAGAGUGCCCAACAUAAUGGCAAAUGGGUUCCUUUAUAGCAAAGAUCCACCCCCUCCUAGACGACAUGACAAAACACAGGUCUUAGGAACUUACACAAAGAAAGACUUUACUUCAGAGAGGAGUAUCCCCUAGUCAGACAGAGUUGGCUAUAAAUUAUCGUUCAGUUUGGUCUCCUAAACAAAGCUCUUAUCUCGUCCUUGGUACAAAAUGCUACCAAGACAUUACCCCCACCCUAUGAUAUAUAUCAAAUUGAGAUUCCAAUUCUAAAUACAACCAAUCCUGGACAAACUCACGGAGAGGAGAGUGACCCUAUAGGUCAACAAAGAGGGAGCAUAGAAUGAUUCCAGACACUGCCAUCCUCCUUUCCCCGAUGGGAAAAGUAGGGAGUGACUGGCACACAGACACAGUGGAGCAAAAGAGCAAAAGAUAUGUUUACACAUGAUGACCCCUUGACCUCUCCCCUCUCUGCAGCCCAUGCAACUUAAUCUUGACAUAGAACAGAUAACUGCCAAUGGCCACCACUAUAGUACAACAAAAUACAUUCUUAUGAGAAAUAACUCAUAAGCAUAUCAUGAAUAUAAAACAUCUUAUCUAUGUUACCCAACUAAUUCUGAUUAUUCCCCAACACCCUCCACUAUACUCAAAAUAAUAAUUUAAAUAUGAAGUGGAUUGCAGAGAACAUGCCUACUGUUUACCCUCACUCCUUGGACAGACCAGAGUCUUAGAUAUGCCGUUUUAGAAACUGUUCUUCGUUUUGUAAGCGUUACAUGGCAAAGUAGCCAGAAGGUUGUGGUUUCGCAGAACACCGUGAAUAAGGGUAGGGGUGAACAUACAGGUCCCUCCACUAAUAUUGGGACACUUGGUAAAUAUGAGCAAAACGGGCUGAGAAAAAAAUGUGUUUGCUGUUUAUCCUCUUGGUGUUUCAUUCAAAAUAUUUACAAAAAUCAAACCUUUGAAUUAAAGUAAAAUGAUUGAAAAAAAUACAUGUAAAAUAAAUGUUUUUCUUCAAAACAUGUGUUGCAAUCGUUAAGAAAUGUAAAGUUACCGGAGAUGUUAACAAUGGGCCUGGAAGAGGACGUGUCUAUAUUGACCCCACGCACAGUGAGGAGGAUGGUUCCAGUGGCAAAAACAUCUCCAAGGAUCACAGCUGGAGAAUUACAGACGUUAGUUGGGUCUUGGGGUCAGAAAGUCUCCAAAACUACGAUCAGACGCCACCUACAUAACCACAAGUUGUUUGGGAGGGUUGCCAUAAAAACGCCAUUUGAUGUUGUGGGGCUGUUUUUCUUCCAAAGGCCCUGGACCACUUGUGAGGAUACAUGGUAUCAUGAACUCCAUCAAGUACCAGCAGAUAAUGAUCCAAAGUACACCUCAAAAUUAACACAAAAAAUGGUUUACUGACCACAUAAUCAAGGUUUUGCCAUGGCCAUCCCAGUCCCCUGACCUGAACCCCAUAGAAAACCUGUGGGAUGAGCUGAAGAGGAGAAUCCACAAGUGUGGACCUCGGAAUCUGAAGUAUCUGGAGAGAUUCUGUAUGGAGGAAUGGACUCAGAUCCCUUGCCAUGUGUUCUCCAACCUCAUUAUAGGAGAAGACUCAGAGCUGUUAUCUUGGCAAAGGAAGGUUGCACAAAGUAUUGAAUUGAAGGGGUGUCAAUAAUUGUGGCACACACACUAUCGUUGUAAAAGUUUGGGGUCACCUAGAAACGUCCUUGUUUUUGGAAGAAAAGCACAUUUAUUGCCCAUUUAAAAUAACAUCAAAUUGCCUACCUCUUAUUUCUUAAAUUAGAAGAUAUAUUCUCCAACACAAAGCGCUCUUGUUGUUAGUAGCCUAAAGCCAUUUUCAUUUGAAAACCGUUUAACUGAAUUAGACCUUCUCGAAUUAGUCUACUUUCAGCACUCAUCCGUUGUCCAUCUGUAAUGUAAAUUACUCUAAUAUGGCUUAUGGAGAUCAAUAACUCUAAAGAAAUAGCUUCAUUAUAUGCAAUGAAACAUAUUGUUUUAAUUCAAAUCGAUUAUAGCCGUAGCUCUAGUUUUCCUCGUCUUCAGGUUCCCCCUCUCCAACUGAACAGGACAUCAGUAGGCCUAGUCCGCACACAGAUUUUUUAUUUUUUUCAAAUCAAAUGUUAUUUGUCACAUGCGCUGAAUACAACAGUGAAAUGCUUACUUACAAGCCCUUAACCAACAAUGCAGUUUUAAGAAAGUGCCACCGUACACAGCACAGUCAUUGGUAGGUAGCACUGAAGGGUUUACCUCAGCAGGAACAGGGCAACAGAUUACAUUUUUAUUUUAUUUAACUAGGCAAGUCAGUUAAAUAGCAUGCUCUAGAGGUAAUGUAUGUUAUUGCUGUAUAAGUGAGUUAGCAUGUUUUAGAUGUAAUGUAUGUUAUUGCUGUAUAAGUGAGUUAGCUAGCAUGCUAUAGAGGCAAUGUAUGGUAUUGCUGUAUAAGUGAGUUAGCUAGCAUGUUUUAUUUGUAAUGUAUGUUAUUGCUUUAUAAGUGAGUUAGCUAGCAUGCUAUAAAUGUAAUGGAAUUGCUCUAUAAGUGAGUUAACUAGCAUACUAUAAAUGUAAUGUAUGUUAUUGCUGUAUAAGUGAGUUAACUAGCAUGCUCUACAGGCAAUGUAUGGUAUUGCUAUAUAAGUGAGUUAGCUAGCAUGCUCUACAGGCAAUGUAUGGUAUUGCUAUAUAAGUGAGUUAGCUAGCAUGCGCUAGAUGUAAUGGCCGCAUUAGCUAAUACACCGUUGUUGUUACAGAUUCAUGCUAUCGACAGCCAUCAACAUCAUUGAGCCCUGCACAUCUAUGUAAGAGUGGCAGGUAGCCUAGCGGUUAGAGCAUUGGGCCAGUGAAACCAAAAGUGAAAAAUCUGUCGAAGUGCCCUUGAGCAAGGCACUUAAGAACAAAUUAUUAUUUAAAACCCAGACGACCCUGGGCCAAUUGUGCGCCACCCUAUGGGACUCCCAAUCACAGCCGGAUGUGAUGCAGCCUGGAUUGGGAACGCCUAUCCAUUGCAGUGUAGCCUAGUUUGAUAUAUACACUACUCAAAAAAAUAAAGGGAACACUAAAAUAACACAUCCUAGAUCUGAAUGAAUGAAAUAUUCUUAUUAAAUACUUUUUUCUUUACAUAGUUGAAUGUGCUGACAACAGAAUCACGCAAAAAUUAUCAAUGGAAAUCAAAUUUAUCAACCCAUGGAGGUCUGGAUUUGGAGUCACACUCAAAAUUAAAGUGGAAAACCAUACUACAGGCUGAUCCAACUUUGGUGUAAUGUCCUUAAAACAAGUCCAAAUGAGGCUCAGUAGUGUGUGUGGCAUCCACGUGCCUGUAUGACCUCCCUACAAUGCCUGGGCAUGCUCCUGAUGAGGUGGCGGAUGGUCUCCUGAGGGAUCUCCUCCCAGACCUGGACUAAAGCAUCUGCCAACUCCUGGACAGUCUGUGGUGCAACGUGGCGUUGGUGGAUGGAGCGAGACAUGAUGUCCCAGAUGUGCUCAAUUGGAUUCAGGUCUGGGGAACGGGCGGGCCAGUCCAUAGCAUCAAUGCCUUCCUCUUGCAGGAACUGCUGACACACUCCAGCCACAUGAGGUCUAGCAUUGUCUUGCAUUCUUACUGGUUGGUAGGUGAUCAAAUACGUAUGUCAUGCAAUAAAAUGCAAAUUAAUUACUUAAUCAUACAAUGUGAUUUUCUGGAUUUUUGUUUUAGAUUCCGUCUCACAGUUGAAGUGUACCUAUGAUAAAAAUUACAGACCUCUACAUGCUUUGUAAGAAGGAAAACCUGCAAAAUCGUCAGUGUAUCAAAUACUUGUUCUCCCCACUGUAAUAAUAGCACGUAGUGUUAUUGAGCACGGCUGUUGUUUUAUAUGUAUAGGAGGUAGCGGUCUAUAGCAUUUAUGGGAAUUGUUUAUGGUCUGGGACCACUGUACCAUAGUCUCUGGGAGGCUGGAGAACCGUUGAAGAUACAUAUGGUGCAUAGGAUGCACAUGGUGUGGAUGUGAAUACAUAAGUACUGUAUAGAAGUUAUGUAGGGAAAAGUGAAUGUGAAUUUCCUGCAUAGCAGGACAUGCAAACUUGUGUAUUUUAGGUUUAAAAAAGCUUCUAAAGUUAGUAAUUUCCACUUUAAAAUGUCAGACUUGAUUUGCCCUGACGAAAAAUGGAUCAACCCCUACAAAAAAUGUCCAUUCAUUAUAAUCCACAUUUCCUGUUGCUGCAGGAUUAUGUUCCUACUGUAGCAAACUGGCUCAAAUUAAGACCCUUCACCUGUUUAAAGCGAAGGAUGUGUACAAAAAAAACUGACUGCUGGAAAAUCUUGGAAGUGUAUGGGUGAAGUGGACCGUGGGACUCAUUAGAAUUUCCUGUCUUUGUCAGAUUUUGAUCUCAUUUAAAACAUUGUUUUUGUGUUUAAUGUUAAUGGUUUUUACAUCAAAAGCUGAUUUACAUUACACAACAUUUCCACAUGUAAAAAGCUGUUAAUAAGGUGUGUCAUCUAUCUGAAGUAAAAGUACACAAUAAUGACAAAUGGAAAUAGAAAUAAAGUAGUUAUUAGUAUUUAUUCAAUAUUACUGUGAAAUACUAACAGCUGAUUUUCCAGAGGGAAGCGAAAAACCAGAAACCCAUUUAAGCCAAUAUGGGAUAAACUGGAAAAUUAUUCCCUGAUCUCUUUUAACAAGACAAUCGAACAAGCUCCUGGAAAAUACAACAAUCUUCAACAUAAACUUUGUAAGUUACUUUAAAGUUUAUUGAAGACACUCCUAGUACUAAAAUACUGUACCUGUCAGCAAAAGUGAGUUAUCAAAAAAUACAUAAUUUACAGCCAAAUCAUCAGACAUAGGAAACUGUUGUACAUAUAAAUCAGGGGUGGCCAAAAUGGUUGUGCAGGCUUUUUUCUCCAGCCCAGUUCUACCACACCUGAUUUGACUAUUCAAGGUUCUGAUAAGCGGCUGACUAGAGGUAUGGUGUGUUGUAGAACAGUCAGAAGUUACACAUAUCACAGUUGGGAUGCAGCAGAGUGCUUCCUCUGAAGUUAUAUGACUGUGUUUACACAGGCAGUCUAAGACCCCAAAUCUGAUUUCCUUUCUAUAUCCAAUCUUUUUUUCAGACCCAUAUCAGAUUUCGGCAUUCACACUCAGAAGUAGCACACAAAUGCAAUUCUCAUUUCCUGUCACUGUUCCUUUACAUUUUGGGGUGGUGGUCAUGGUAACAUCACGUGCCAACAACAAAAAAAUCUGAGCGUUCAGACAGAGGUCACAUAUGGAGGAUGGGGUUUGUAUCAGGAUUCUGCUCCACAUAUGGAGGUUUUAUAAAUAGGAAAUCAAAAGAUCAGAUUCAAUGUGUUUUUUUGCUAUUUACACAUUAGGGAAAAUAACAGAUGGGUAUCAUAUAUGGAAAUAACUGUCAAAAAAUCUGAAUUGGGCUGCAAUAAAGCGGCAUUUACACAGGCAGCCCAAUUCAGAUAUUGGUUUUUGGAUUGGGCAAAGGAUCAGAAUGGGGGUGCAUGUGUAGACGAUGAAAGCCAACCAUGUUUACCUCAUCCACCCCAGGAACUCACAAAUUUAGAACAUGGUGUAUGUAAUCUGCUGGAUGUAAUCUGCUGGAUGUAAUCUGCUGAAUGUAAUCUGCUGAAUGUAAUCUACUGGAUGUAAUCUACUGGAUGUAAUCUGCUGGAUGUAAUCUACUGGAUGUAAUCUACUGGAUGUAAUCUGCUGGAUGUAAUCUACUGGAUGUAAUCUGCUGAAUGUAAUCUGCUGAAUGUAAUCUGCUGAAUGUAAUCUGCUGAAUGUAAUCUACUGGAUGUAAUCUACUGGAUGUAAUCUACUGGAUGUAAUCUGCUGAAUGUAAUCUGCUGGAUGUAAUCUGCUGAAUGUAAUCUGCUGAAUGUAAUCUACUGGAUGUAAUCUACUGGAUGUAAUCUGCUGGAUGUAAUCUACUGGAUGUAAUCUGCUGAAUGUAAUCUGCUGAAUGUAAUCUACUGGAUGUAAUCUACUGGAUGUAAUCUACUGGAUGUAAUCUGCUGAAUGUAAUCUGCUGGAUGUAAACUUUCUAUACUGCAGCUGCUUUCCAUGCCAAACUGGAAGCGUCAAUAGACGAUGAAGUGUGACGCCUCCCACAACUAAUAAAUAAAUACAUAUAAAUAAAUAAAUAAAUAACUCUGAUUUACAGAGAUGACCCAAGGUGAAGUGAUUAAUAAUAAUUAGGUGGGUGCUUAUAUUCGUCCUAUUUCACACAGUAUGUAUUAUAAGCUUGUCUGAAUUGGAAAUGUGUUUUUCUUCAUAUCCAUGCUCCCCCUGAGACACCUGCCAGGGUUUGCCACUAUCAACGGCGACCCUGGAGCAAUUAGGGUUAACUGCCUUGCUCAAGUUCAAACUAGUGACCUUUUGGUUGCUGUCCCAGUGCUCUAACCACUAGGCUACCUGCCGUAGUAGUUCCUGUCCAGACGAUGUCACUAGGUGUGGUGAGGGGCUCAGGCGUUCCAGGGGACAUCAUCUCAGCACCAGACCAAGGCACCUCAAUCUGCAAGAGAAACAGAAACUGGUGCCAGUAUAACGUUUCAUAAUAUUUACUCUAACGACACUGAGGAGAUCAAAUAACCCCCCCCCCCUCCUUUCGAUCACACACACCUACCUAACAGGGAUCAGCACAUUUCCAAGUCAGUUGCUCUGUGUUACAGCUGCCCUACAUGCUUAGUAAUAAUAGAUAAUAAAACAUUUGAAGUAUUUUAUUUGACUCUUACACUCAAAGCCAAUAGGAUAACAACUUUGUAUUUUCUAUGAAUAAAGUGUUUGAAUGAUCCUCCUUGA
Molecule: messenger RNA, 9317 nt
Organism: Oncorhynchus nerka (sockeye salmon)
Lineage: Eukaryota; Metazoa; Chordata; Actinopteri; Salmoniformes; Salmonidae
Product: gastrula zinc finger protein XlCGF26.1-like
Exons: 3
Coding region: 240-1856 (538 amino acids)
Source: RefSeq, a predicted model, not a curated record